This is a messenger RNA of Staurois parvus, 192 nucleotides long. NCBI's taxonomy places the organism in Eukaryota, Metazoa, Chordata, Amphibia, Anura, Ranidae. The record is from the annotation of a GenBank genome assembly.
AUGGCUCGUACCAAGCAGACCGCCCGUAAGUCCACCGGAGGGAAAGCUCCCCGCAAGCAGCUGGCCACCAAAGCCGCCCGCAAAGCCCCACCUCCCCCACACAGAGCUCUGUACCGGGGACUUCUCCGCCUUUCCUCCUCAUGGCGCCUUUUACAUUUCAGCGCAAUCUGGAGGCGCCAUUACAACAUGUAA